This is a messenger RNA of Exophiala dermatitidis NIH/UT8656, 1512 nucleotides long. RefSeq names its product nucleolin. Gene Ontology annotation, molecular function: RNA binding. The coding region runs from base 1 to 1512 and encodes 503 amino acids. The record is from RefSeq and is a predicted model, not a curated record. Lineage: Eukaryota; Fungi; Ascomycota; Eurotiomycetes; Chaetothyriales; Herpotrichiellaceae. The transcript has 2 exons.
AUGUCCAAGUCCAAGUCCAAGUCUGGCGCCGCCGCCAAAGCCACCAAGUCCGAUGUCUUGACCAAGGUCAAAGGGGCUGCGGUCACCAAGCCUGCGCAAAGCCAGAAGACCAAGAGCAAGGAGGUGGCCAAGAAGGUCGCUGCAAAGGAGGAGAAGAAGCCGAAGAAGGUUCCUGUCAAGGAGCCAACUCCGGAGUCUAGCUCUGAGGAGGAGGAUGACGACACCAGCUCAACAUCCGAUGAGAGCGAAAAGGUCGAGACCAAGGGAAAGAGGGCUGUCAAGCCCGCUGCCAAGGCUGAGUCCAGCGACGAGUCCAGCGAGGAGUCUGACUCGGAUGACUCUGCUUCUGAAGAUGAGGCUCCGAAGGUGAACGGCGCUGCUAAGAAGGCCACCGCACCUGCCAAGGCUGCCGCCAAAGAAUCCGACUCCAGCGACAGCGAAGAAUCCGAGUCUGACUCCGAAGACGCCACCAUGGAAGACGCCAAGGCAGCUUCCUCUGAGGACGACGACAGCUCCGAGGAGUCUGACAGCGACGACGAAGAAGAGACCGCUCCCAAGGCCAAUGGCGUUAAGCCCGCCGCUGAUGAUGAGGCAAGCAGCGAUGACGAUGACGAGUCUGAUGAAGACGAAAGCAGCGAAGACAGCAGCGACUCCGAUGAGGAUGAUGAGGCCGAAGCCAAACCGAAAUCUGCCAAACGCAAGGCCGAAGACGACGAAACCCCAGCUGCCAAGAAGAGCAAGGUCGCCGACGUUGACACAUCCAAGGGCCCGAACCUGUUCGUUGGUAACCUGUCCUGGAACGUUGACGAGAACUGGCUGCGAUCCGAGUUCGAGGAGUUCGGUGAGCUCAGCGGUGUUCGCUUGAUGACUGAUCGUCAAACUGGACGAUCCAAAGGAUUCGGUUAUGUCGAGUUCGUUGACGCCGCCGAUGCCGCCAAAGCCUAUGCCGCCAAGCAGGGCGCUGAGCUCGAUGGCCGUCCCUUGAAUGUUGACUUUGCCAACGCUCGCAGCAAUGACAACAAGCCGGCCGACAACCGUCGCAAGUCCUAUGGAGACCAACUCGGCGAGCCGACCGACACAUUGUUCCUUGGCAACCUCUCCUUUGACUGCACUCAGGAGGAUGUUUCCGAGGCAUUCGCUCCUCAUGGAACGGUCAUGGGCAUCCGCCUGCCUACUGACCGUGAGACUGGUGCCCCCAAGGGUUUCGGUUAUGUCACCUUUGGCUCUGUCGACGAGGCCAAAGCUGCUCUUGAGGCCAUGCAGGGUGGUUACAUCAAGAACCGUCCCAUCCGUCUCGACUACAGCCAACCCCGUCCCCAGAACGGCGACUCUCCCGCACGUGGAGGAUUUGGCGGUCGUGGUGGCCGUGGUGGAUUCGGUGGUCGCGGUGGCCGCGGUGGGUUCGGUGAUCGUGGCGGACGAGGUGGUCGCGGAGGCGGCCGUGGUGGCCGUGGUGGCUCUACCAACCGCGGUGGAUUUGGUGAUUUCUCGGGAAAGAAGACCACCUUUUAG